UUGGAUGUUAUUUUUAAUUUGGUGUUUCAUUCAUAGGGAAAUCUUCUAGCUGUUGGAUCAACAUAUGGUGGUGUGCAGGUCUGGGAUACUGUUGUAAAUAGACAACUUAAAAUGAUGCAAGGCCAUGCAGGAAGAGUGGGUACCCUUGCUUGGAAUGGAAAUAUUCUGUCAUCAGGGAGUCAGGAUACCUUUAUUUUACAACAUGAUAUGAGAAUGCCUAGUCUUGUUGCUGAAAGAAGAUUAGUAGGUCAUCAGGAAGAGGUUUGUGGCUUGAAAUGGUCUCCUGAUAAUAAAUAUCUGGCCUCUGGGGGCGGUGACAACUGCCUGUUUGUUUGGGAUUUGCAUUCCCUCUCACCUCUUCAGAAGUACACCAGGCAUUUGUCAGCAGUGAAAGGUAUAUAUUCAUCUCUGUCUUAUCUAAAUAUGUAAGUCACUGAAACCUAA
Molecule: messenger RNA, 444 nt
Organism: Cryptotermes secundus
Lineage: Eukaryota; Metazoa; Arthropoda; Insecta; Blattodea; Kalotermitidae
Product: fizzy-related protein homolog
Exons: 2
Coding region: 112-429 (105 amino acids)
Biological process (GO): anaphase-promoting complex-dependent catabolic process; positive regulation of ubiquitin protein ligase activity; positive regulation of anaphase-promoting complex-dependent catabolic process
Cellular component (GO): anaphase-promoting complex
Molecular function (GO): protein binding; ubiquitin ligase activator activity; anaphase-promoting complex binding
Source: RefSeq, a predicted model, not a curated record